This is a messenger RNA of Anoplophora glabripennis (Asian longhorned beetle), 6255 nucleotides long. RefSeq names its product midasin. Bases 49 to 6255 code for a protein of 2068 amino acids. Gene Ontology annotation, molecular function: ATP binding; ATP hydrolysis activity. Gene Ontology annotation, cellular component: preribosome, large subunit precursor. Gene Ontology annotation, biological process: rRNA processing; ribosomal large subunit assembly. The record is from RefSeq and is a predicted model, not a curated record. The transcript has 18 exons. NCBI's taxonomy places the organism in Eukaryota, Metazoa, Arthropoda, Insecta, Coleoptera, Cerambycidae.
UUGUAUAAUUGUUGAUAUAUUGAAUUAUGCCCUCAUUGACUGCUUAAAAUGAAAGAUAUAAACAUUUUUUUCCAAAAACUGAAAAGUUUUUGUGAUGUUAAUGAACAGUUUCGUAUUACAUUCGAGUUAGUAGAGAAGACUAAAAAAUUGGAAGAAGGAGCAAAAUGUGAAAUGCUUUUUCAUUACAUAUCUAGAGAGCUACUGAUUAUCCCACAAUAUUUUAGUGAUGUAUAUAAUCACUUUACCGAAGAAUUCCCCAAAUUAUUAUUUGAAGCUGUAUUCUUCAAUGAUAACGUUACAUACAAUAAUAAUAGACAUAUCUGUAAUUCAGUAUUACUAGGUAAAACCGUGAAGAUCAGAGACGAUUUGGAAGGGUAUGCACUAAAAUAUUUUGGGUUACAUCCAGCUCCUUUUGAAAUGUAUAUUCAAGACGUUGCUAAAAAACGUAAAAUGGAAAAUAGAAUUGAUAUUUCAGACUUAAAUAUAGCCGAGUGCUGUUACUUUCUUUUAAAAAGUAAUCCAGCCUAUUAUCGUAAUAAAUGGAAUUGGUCAGUUUUCAUAAAAAAAUAUUUAAAUCACAGUGACCGUAAAGUUGCAUGGAUUGCUUGUCUCAGUUUAUCAGUUCUUUUGGGAAUGAAUGAACGACAACUGGAAAAACUUAUAUCUAACUAUGUAAGUCCUGAAGAUGGCAGAAAAUUUGCUUGCUGUUUUAAUUUGUCCCAGACAAUAUCUGAUAAAGAUAAAAUUGUACCAACAUUAGACCAGCAUCCAACAAUUUAUGCAUCGGAACAAUUAACAGAUCUAAUUACAAACAUCUCAGGAAUUUAUAUUCCUACAGUUAGGAGAAUUGACAACAUUGAAAAUCCGUUGGUUGAGGUUCCCUCCACUUACAAUAAUUUACGUAACAUUGCUUUAGGCUUAACUUCAAAAAAAGCAAUUUGUUUGCAAGGACCGGUUGGAUCAGGUAAAUCCAGCUUAGUAGAAUAUUUGGCAUGUAAGACCGGCAGAAAAUUGGGUGAAAACUUUAUAAAAGUACAGUUGGGUGACCAAACGGAUAGUAAGAUGUUGCUGGGAACUUACCGAUGUACUGAUACACCAGGAGAAUUUGUGUGGCAACCUGGAGUAUUAACACAGGCUGUUUUGGAAGGAAACUGGCUCUUGUUGGAGGAUAUUGAUUCAGCUAGUAUGGAUAUAGCGUCAUUAUUAACUAGUUUGAUAGAAAACAAUUCCCUUACGGUGCCUGGUUAUAGAGAUUCAGUUCCUGUAGCAUCUGGGUUUCACUUAUUCGUGACACAAAGAUUUGUGUCAACUAUAACGGGACAUCAUAAAAAACAUUCUAAUGCCAUGACAUUGUUAGAAAAACAUUUACUGCAAAUAAACAUAGACCCUUUAACUACAGAAGAAUUAAAGCAAAUCCUAAAUACUUGCUAUCCCAAAUUUCAAACUAUUACAGACAGAAUGUUAGCAGUUUUCAAAUUAUUCUCACAUGCUUCUUCAGAAUCCAAAAUGAUUUCUCUUCCAAGAAGUGCCAGAUUAAUUUCAACACGUGACUUUUUUAAGUGGUGUUCGAGAGCUAUCAUAGACUUUGAUAUUAAAAGUCAAGCUAGUGCUUUAAAAGUCUUACAAGACGCCAUCGAUGUGUUUUGUUGUUCUUUUCCAAACUCUGAAGAGGCCCUGAAUUUAGCCAGACAAAUUAGCACACAUCUAGGAAUUAUAAAUCAGAAAGCGGAUUAUUUCUUUAAAAGUUACAAGCCAAAUAUGAAAUUAACCACCAAUAGUCUGGUUGUUGGAAGAGCUGUUUUGUCAAGGGAAAAUAAUCAGUUCUGCAAAAAAGUCAAAUUUUCAUUUACCAGACCUACAUCAAUCUUGCUAGAACGAAUUAUGUGCUGCAUUAAUUUGAACGAACCUGUGUUGCUUGUGGGAGAAACUGGCACAGGGAAAACUUCCUCUGUGCAGUACUUAGCCCACACUAUAGGACAAAAGUUAGUUGUUAUAAACAUGAACCAACAAUCAGAUUCUGCUGACUUACUGGGAGGAUUUAAACCAGUUGAUUUAAAGUUUAUCGUGGCACCAAUCCGUAGAGAAUUUGAAAGAAUUUUCUGCAAUUAUUUCCAAGUGGAACCUAAUAAAAAGUAUUUAAGCAAUAUUGCUCUAUGCUUCAACACUCAAAGGUGGAGUGAUUUAGUUAAGCUUAUGAAUAAAAGCUAUCAAGCUGCUGUGAGUCGAUUGACUAAGGCAAUACAUGACUUUGAAUCAGAAUUGAAGACAAAUUCCAAGUUGGAAGAGGAGAAAAUCGGGAAGAAUGAAAAAGACGUGAAGUUUCUGUCAAGUUGGAAAUCUGUUGGGGAAAAGCUACACAAGCUGGACCUUCAGUUGAAGCAGAAAAAUGCUCUAGCAUUUGCUUUCAUUGAAGGAAGUUUGGUGAAAGCUGUCGAAAAUGGCUACUGGGUACUUUUGGAUGAAAUUAACUUAGCCAAUGCAGAGACUCUUGAAUGCCUUUCAGGGUUGUUAGAAGGUUCAAAAGGAUCUAUAUGCUUGUUAGAAAGAGGUGAUAAGCAGCCUGUAGUACGACAUCCUAACUUUACUUUAUUUGCCUGCAUGAACCCCUCCACUGAUGUAGGGAAGAAAGAUUUACCUGCUGGUUUGAGGAAUCGUUUUACAGAAUUCUUCGUGGAUGAGUUAAAUGAUAAAAGUGAUUUGUUGUUACUGGUUAAUAAUUAUCUAGAAGCAAUGUCUCUAAAGGAUAACGAUUUGAAUAAAAUUGUUGACUUUUAUUUGAGAGUCAGGAAGGAAGCUUCUUCCACCUUAACCGAUGGGUUAGGCCACAAACCGCAUUUUUCUCUUAGAUCCUUGUGUCGAGCUUUGGUGAUAGCUUCUAAAAAUCCGUGUGGAAUGUUCAGGAGAAGUCUAUAUGAAGCCUUUUGUUUGAGUUUUUUGACCCAACUUGACAGCAAGUCCUACCAAACCGUUGAAAAAAUGAUAUCAAGUUACUUAAUAGGGGAUGAGAGGUCCCUUAAAGCAGUAUUAAACCAAUCUAUACCCGAACCACAAAAAAGUAAUGAUAGCUACUUACAGUUUGAAGGAUACUGGAUUCGAAAGGGAUCUAUAGAACCCAAUUCUCCAGAUGGUUAUAUAUUAACGGAAUCUGUUAGGAAGAAUUUAAAGGAUUUAGUAAGAGUUGUGUCAAUAGGGAAGUUACCAGUACUUCUACAGGGAGACACAUCUGUAGGAAAAACCAGUUUGAUCACCUACUUAGCCAAAUCAAGUGGCAACAAAUGUGUUCGAAUAAAUAACCACGAACACACUGACCUCCAGGAGUACAUCGGUUCUUAUGUUGCCGAUAACACCGGCAGAUUAAUAUUCAAAGAAGGCCUGCUCGUUGAAGCUAUGAGGAAAGGGCACUGGAUAAUUCUUGAUGAGCUUAACUUGGCUCCAACAGAUGUCUUGGAAGCCUUGAAUAGAGUAUUAGAUGAUAAUCGUGAACUUUUCAUUCCGGAAACUCAGGAAACUGUAAAGGCAGAUUCUAAUUUUAUGUUAUUCGCCACACAGAAUCCACCUGGUGUGUACGGCGGUAGAAAAAUGUUAUCGAGAGCUUUUAGGAAUAGAUUUGUGGAGUUGCAUUUUAAUGAAAUACCUGCUUCUGAACUGGAAUUUAUUUUACACAAGAGAUGUCAGAUGGCUCCCAGUUAUGCUAAGAAAAUGAUAAAUGUGAUGACAGAUCUACAGACAAGGCGUAGGGGAUCUGCUGCCUUUGCAGGCAAACAAGGUUUCAUCACGCUUAGGGACUUGUUCAGGUGGGGUGAAAGAUACAGACUUGCACAAAAUGUAAAUAAAUUGUAUGAUUGGGACCAGCAUUUGGCCGAUGAAGGAUACCUGGUGCUCGCCGGCCGUGUCAGGAAAUCUGAGGAAAAAUUGGAAAUUAUGCAUGUCUUACAAAAACAUUUAAAACGUGAGGUCAAACCAGAACAUCUUUUCACAUUAUCUGAGAAAACGUCAUCAGUGACAAAACACAACUUACAAAAAAUAGCAGAAAACAGUGAGAAGUACAAAAAUAUUGUAUGGACCUACCAUAUGAGGCAGCUAGCAGUUUUGGUGGCGAAAGCUUUGGAAUUUAAAGAGCCGGUACUAUUAGUAGGUGAAACGGGGGGUGGAAAAACGACAGUUUGUAAACUGAUUGCUGACAAUAAUGGACAAGAACUUAUUACUGUGAAUUGUCAUAUGCACACUGAAAGUGGUGACUUUAUUGGAGGUCUAAGACCAGUACGGGAUCAUUCUGGGGAUGAUUUCAACAAAUUAUUUGAAUGGGUCGACGGACCUCUUCUCCAAGCGAUGAUAAAUGGACACGUAUUUCUUGCUGAUGAAAUAUCCCUUGCAGAUGACAGUGUAUUGGAGAGAUUGAAUUCAUUAUUAGAACCUGAGAGAUCCCUUUUACUUGCCGAAAAAGGCAUAGAUAUGAACAACAGUAGCAACUCGGAACUGAUCGUAGCCAAUUCAAACUUUUAUUUCAUCGGAACAAUGAACCCCGGGGGAGAUUUUGGAAAAAAGGAGCUAUCUCCAGCUCUGCGUAAUCGGUUCACAGAAAUUUGGUGCGAGUCUUGUACUGAUAGACAAGAUUUAGUGGCUAUUAUCGAGAAAAAUAUAAAACCGGAACUGUCUUUAGGAAACCAACAAGACGGGUCAAGCAUUGGCAAUAAUAUUAUGGAUUUUGUGGAAUGGUUCCAGAAUACCGAGAUUGGAAAAAGGUUUACCAUAAGCAUUCGUGACAUUCUGACUUGGGUACACUUUUUGAAUGUUUCUGCUGAAAAGGUUGAUAUAGCAGAAGCUUACAUUCAUGGUGCGUCUUUAACAUUUCUAGAUAGUUUAGGAUCUGGCGCAACAAGUACUGAAAGUUUGAAAUUGUUAGAAGUGUUUAGAAACGAUUGCCAGCAGUUUUUAAUAAACCAAAUCAAGCAAUUGACACACACUGUACCACAUUUUGCCUUGACAAGCCUUUCUGUGGAAAAGCACGAUGGUAAAUUUGGAAUUCCACCAUUUUUUAUUGAACUAGGAUCUGAGAAUCACGAAGAAACCGAUUUCUCCUUUAACGCUCCAACAACUAUUUAUAACACGUUGCGACUAUUGAGAGGAAUGCAAUUAAAUAAGGCGAUCUUACUUGAAGGUAGUCCUGGAGUCGGAAAAACUAGUCUGGUUGUUGCUUUGGCCAAAUGUUCCGGUCAUAAAAUAUUUAGAGUAAACUUAUCAGACCAAACAGAUAUUUCGGACCUUUUUGGUGCAGAUCUGCCAGUGGAAGGCGGAAGUGGAGGACAGUUCUCUUGGAGGGACGGUCCUCUCCUUCAGGCUUUAAAAGAUGGCAGUUGGAUUUUACUGGAUGAACUAAAUUUGGCUUCUCAGUCGGUUCUUGAAGGUCUUAAUGCUUGUCUGGAUCAUAGGGGGGAAAUAUUCAUCCCAGAGCUGGGAAAGACGUUUUAUGUGAGGCCAGGUACAAAGUUUUUUGCUUGUCAAAAUCCCUUGAAGCAAGGAGGAUCCCGUCGUGGCCUGCCAAAAUCAUUCCUUAACAGAUUUAUCCAGGUCUACAUCAACAGUCUAACGGAUCAAGAUUUGAACUAUAUUCUAUCUCACCAAUAUGACGGUUUACCGACGAAAAUAAUCCAAAACAUGAUCGAUUUUAAUUCUAAAAUCGUACACGAACUCGAUACCCAUUCCUUCGGUAAUAAAGGGGCCCCGUGGGAGUGCAAUUUGCGUGACUUGACCAGGUGGUGCGAGGCUAUGACGUACCAUUAUAACGCCAAUCCGAGUCUGCAAAAAAAGUACGAGCCCGAAAGUGUCGUUCAAUUUAUUUAUGGCGAUCGUAUGCGGACUUUGUCUGAUAAAGAGAAAGUGAGGGAUAUUUUUGAGGAUGUUUUUCAAAGUAAAGUGCGUGGAACUGGACCGAUAAUGUACGUGAAUAAAGAGAACGUUUAUUUUGGUGACGUGACUUUAGAGAGACAGUCUAGUGGUGUUAACGUACAUGUCUUAAAGCAAGACAGGACUUGUUUAGUGCUGCGUUCUCAGUUGCAGACUUUGAGAAGUUUAGUGUAUUGCGUGAACUUGAAUUGGAUGGCGAUUUUGGUGGGUAGUUCUGGUUGCGGUAAGAGUAGUGUAGUGAAAACUUUGGCUAAUCUGGCCGGGAAAACUUUGAAAACUUUGCCGGUUACAUCUGCGAUGGAUACGACGGAUAUCCUAGGGGGAUUUGAACAGUUUAGCGUAGCAUUAUAA